Paramecium tetraurelia is the source of this 2481-nucleotide messenger RNA. RefSeq lists its product as uncharacterized. The record is from RefSeq and is a predicted model, not a curated record. Gene Ontology annotation, molecular function: 3'-tRNA processing endoribonuclease activity. The transcript is spliced from 3 exons. NCBI's taxonomy places the organism in Eukaryota, Ciliophora, Oligohymenophorea, Peniculida, Parameciidae. Gene Ontology annotation, cellular component: mitochondrion. Gene Ontology annotation, biological process: mitochondrial tRNA 3'-end processing.
AUGUCUGGUCAUAAGCAAUUUUAGCGUAUUAACUUGUAAAUCAUUAAAACCUACAAAUUACAACGCUUCCCAAUAAUUUCAAUAUGCCUUGAUCAUUAAUAAGGGAACGAACGUUUGUAUUUUGGGACAUGUGAGGAACCAUCCAAUCGGUUAGUGUCAUUUCAUGAUUUGAACUUGUUUGUUAAUAAAGCUUUUUAUUUUCUUCAUAGGAACACUCAGGAAGUCUAUUAAGGUCUUAUCCCCAUCAUGUAUUAUGCUUUUUAUAGAAACCAAUUUACGAAUAUGACAUUUUUUGGACCUCCUGGAAUAUCUCAAUUUAUCAUGUAAACCAAAUAUAUGCUUGGAGUACGCAGUUUAGCUUUUGGGGCAAUGGAUUUGAAUAAGGAAAUGAUAAUAAAACAAUAGAAAUUUGGAAUAGGAAAUAAAAUGUAAUUCUUAGAAUUGAUCAAAACCUAAGUUGAGAGUCAGACUUCUAAUUUAGAGUCAAUUAAUUAAUAUGUCCGGGAAUAAACUCAUCAAUAUGUGGUUCCAAAAGAAUUCGUGGAUUAGAAUAAAUAUGUAGCAUUGCAAUAUUCUAAAGUAAAAUCUUUGUUUGGAAAUAAUCCUAAUCUUACUCAAUAUCUAGUGACUUUUAAAGUUGAGUAACAAAUAGAUUAUGAAAAAUGUAGAAACCUAAACAUUCCUCUAAGUCGGAUUCCUGAUAUCAAAGAAGGAAGGUAUUUUAUCAAUAACAAAUAAAUGACUAUAGAAGAUGUGAAAAAAUUUAAUCCCUAAUUGCUGUAAUAAGCCAUUCUCCUUUUGGAUUUUAAGACUGAAGAAGAAGUUGAAGACUUUGCUUCAAACAUCUUUGAGCAAUUGCAAGAUGAAUUAAAAAUAUACAGAGACGAAUUCAAGAAAUUCAAUCAAAAUGCAGAUUUGAAUCAGACACUCGUAAUUGUUCAUUAUGCUGAUAAGGAAUUGUUGGAUUCAUAGAAAUAUCAAAAUAUAAUUGAAAACCUUAAGAAAUUAAAUUAUAAAUUAGUCCAUAUUAUAACUUCCUAAGAAUAUUAUUGUGAGUUGGAUCUAGUAAGUAAGAAGGAUUUGGGCAGAGAACACUUUGGAUAUUAUUAUCUCGAUUUUUUAAAAUUUAUGAAAACCAAUUUGCCUGCUUUAUUUAGAGGAUAAGAACAAGUGAAUCAAUUUUAAAUUAAUCAAAAUAUGACAGAUCUCAAAUCAUUAUGGCCAAAUGAGUCAAAAUAUAUUCCUAUGAGGAUGAAAACAAUUUAGAUUAUCAGUGGAACCCUAUAUUAUGAAGAUUUGAAAGUAAAGAGAUAGGUUUCUUAUUCAUUAUAAAAAGAAGAGAAGCAGUUAUUAAUUAGAUUGUGUAAGGAGAUUUCAUAAACCUAAAAUAAGAGCUAUGAAGUUUUGAUGUUAGGAACAUCAUCUUCUAUUGAAAAUUAAUCUAGAAAUGCGAGUGGAAUACAUGUUAAAAUCAAUAACGUUGGAAUAUUGAUGGAUUGUGGAUAGAAUACAUUAAACUAAUUUUACUUUAGUUGUUAGGAUGAUGGAGAUUUCAAAUAGAAAAUAAGCGAUUUAUAAGUCAUUUAUAUAUCUCAUUCUCACAACGAUCACCAUUAAGGUCUAUAUGAUUUUAUUAAACAUAAGUGUGCUGUGUCAAAAGAACCAUUUUUUUUGUUGCUCCCAAAACCAAUUUAUCUCUGGUACUCUUAACUAUUUACAAACUUAUUUAGAGAAGAAUUUGGGAUGAAAAGCUAUGUAAAUUAAGUCAAAAUAGUAUUCACAGAUGCUUUAAUCAGUUCAAAUUUUUAGGAAAAAGCUUAGCCUAAAUAAAAAAAAACAUUUAAUGUAAAUCAGUUAGAAUCUGAGGAAUUUCCUGAAAUUAAUUUUUCCUCUAAAUUUGAUAACAAUUUAAAUAAAACCGAAUUUUAGGAGUUUCUUUAGUACAAACAGUUACAUUUGGAUAUAGAAAUGACUUAACAUUGUUAAUAUAGUACUGCAAUUAAAAUGAGUUCUAAUGGAAAAACAUUGGUUUAUUCAAGCGAUCGCUUGGGACAACUAACUAAAUUCGGUACUAAAUUUUCAAAAUUUGCAAAAGAUUGUGAUCUAUUAAUUCAUGAAUGCACAUAUCCAGAUGAGAUGGUUGAAAAAGCUUUAUCUGCUAAACAUUCUACAUUUUUAUAAGCUUUCUUCAAUGGCUACUAAUUGAAUGCAAAGAAUUUAGUAAUGACUCAUUUUACUGAAAGAAGUCUUUUCUAUUUAAAGCAAUUCUUUCAUGCAGAUGGAAAUUUAAACAUACCUGCCUUCAAGAAGUUAUUAGAAUCAUAAUCUAUUAUGUCUUCUUAGCCAUUUAAUAUUGAUGAUGCUGUCCAAUAUUUAGAAAAUAAUGUUGUAUUUGCUUGUGACUUUAUGAAUUUUGGAGAUGGAAAUAUUGAUAAGUUAAGCCAAAUAUCACGUAUAAUUGUAAAAAGCCUUCUUCCUUGA